AGGCUUUCUGUCCCUGAGUCAUGGCAGACAGAAGACCAGAGAAGUCAUGUGAACAAGCACGUGAAUCUCUGAAGCAGCAGGACUAUGAAGUGGCAGUGAAGCAUUGCACAGAGGCUCUCCUCUCCCUCAGCCAGUAUCCCCCAGCUCAGCUCCCGGAGGCAUGCCAGGCAGAGAUCGACCGCAUCAAAAUCGAGACGCUUCUCUAUAGAAUCGCUUCCUUUUUACAACUUAAAAAAUAUGGGCAAGCAGAUGAAGACUGUAGGCAUGUGCUGGGAGAGGGGCUGGCCAAGGGAGAUGGAUCUUUCCGUGCAGUGCUCUGCUGCAUGCAUCUUAAAGGGAAGCUGCAGAUUGUGUCUAAUGUUCUUUCCAAAUCACUGAUGGGUGAAUCACUGAACGGGAUGGUAACUAAAGAUCUGACACGACUGAAAACACUUCUUGCUGAAACAGAGGCAGCUGGUAAAGUACCGUCAGGAUAUCACGUGGAAGAUUUAGAAGAAGGGUCAGGGGAUGGCUGGCAGUUCCGCCCUCCACCCAGGGGAGUCACAAGCAGUGAAGAAUACACACUAUGUAAAAGAUUUUUAGAGCAAGGGAUCUGCAGGUACGGUGCACAGUGUACUUCAGCACAUUCCCAGGAAGAGCUAACAGAAUGGCAAAAACGAUAUGCUUCCCGCUUGAUCAGAUUAAAACAGCAGAAGGAAAACAAACAAUGUUCGGGCAGUUAUAUGGAAACCUUGAUUGAGAAAUGGAUGAAUUCGUUAUCUCCUGAGAAAGUGCUUAGUGAAUGUGUAGAAGGAGUGAGAGUAGAACAUAAUCCUGAGCUAUCGGUAACUGUCACCACCAAAAAGUCUCAUCAGACAUGGACAUUUGCUCUCACUUGUAAGCCUGCAAGAAUGCUGUAUCGAGUGGCAUUGCUUUAUGAUGCCCAUCGUCCACAUUUUAGUAUCGUUGCAAUAUCUGCUGGAGACAGCACUACCCAGGUAUCACAAGAAGUUCCAGAAAAUUGUCAGGAAUGGAUAGGAGGAAACAUGGUCCAGAACGGAAUAGAUCAUUAUAUAUACAAAGUCAGUAUAGCCUUUAACACGGAAAUCUUUGGAACUUUUCGCCAAACUGUUGUGUUUGACUUUGGAUUAGAACCAGUCCUCAUGCAACGAGUAAUGAUUGAUGCUGCUUCAACUGAAGAUCUUGAAUACCUGAUGCAUGCACGGCAACAGCUACUAACCACAGCUAAGCGUUGGGAUUCUACUUCUAAGACUAUUGUAGAAUUUGAGCCUAAUGAAACUACUGAGUUGGAGAAGAGCCUUCUUACCAGAUACCAAAUCCCUCUGUCUGCUGACCAGCUAUUUACACAAUCUGUCCUGGACAAAUCAUUGACCAAGACCAACUAUCAGUCACGGCUACAUGACCUCCUUUAUAUUGAGGAAAUAGCACAGUAUAAGGAAGUUAGCAAGUUCAACAUAAAAGUGCAAUUGCAGAUUGUAGCAAGCUUCAUGCUCACCGGAGUUUCUGGUGGUGCAAAGUAUGCCCAAAAUGGGCAACUUUUUGGCCGCUUUAAGCUCACUGAAACGCUUUCGGAAGACACUUUGGCUGGACGGCUGGUGAUGACCAAAGUCAAUGCUGUUUAUUUAUUGCCUGUCACUAAAGAGAAGUCGGCACAGACCCAAGGAACCAAAGAGAAGGUUUAUGAAGCAGCUAUUGAGGAGAAAACAAAGGAUUAUAUCUUCUUGAGGGUAUCCAGGGAAUGCUGCGAAGAACUUAAUCUUCGAGCAGAUUGUGAAAUGCAGGUUGAACUUCAGUUUCAGUUAAAUCGCUUACCCCUCUGUGAAAUGCAUUAUGCCUUGGACAGGAUUAAGGACAACAGUAUUUUGUUUCCAGAUGUCAGCAUGACUCCCACCAUACCCUGGAGUCCCAACAGACAAUGGGAUGAGCAGUUGGACCCUCGACUAAAUGCGAAGCAGAAAGAGGCUGUUCUGGCUAUCACUACUCCACUUUCAAUACAACUGCCUCCUGUUCUUAUCAUCGGUCCCUAUGGGACAGGAAAAACCUUCACUCUGGCUCAGGCAGUCAAGCACAUACUCCAACAACAGGAUACUAGCAGGAUUCUCAUUUGCACCCAUUCUAAUAGUGCUGCUGAUCUCUACAUAAAGGAUUAUUUACAUCCAUAUGUAGAAGCAGGCAAUCCCCAGGCAAGACCUCUCAGGGUAUAUUUCAGAAAUCGCUGGGUAAAGACUGUCCACCCAGUUGUGCAUCAGUACUGUUUGAUUUCAAGCACACAUUCCACCUUUCAGAUGCCACAGAAAGAAGACAUUCUUAAGCAACGCGUUGUAGUUGUUACUUUAAAUACAUCACAGUAUCUAUGUCAACUGGAUCUCGAACCAGGGUUUUUUACACACAUUCUGUUAGACGAAGCUGCGCAAGCUAUGGAGUGUGAAACUAUCAUGCCUCUAGCGUUGGCUAAUAAAAACACAAGAAUUGUCUUGGCUGGAGACCAUAUGCAGCUCAGUCCUUUUGUCUACAGUGAAUUUGCCAGGGAAAGAAACCUUCAUGUUUCAUUGCUUGAUCGGCUCUAUGAGCACUACCCUGCAGAAUUUCCAUGCAGGAUCUUGCUGUGUGAGAACUAUCGCUCCCAUGAAGCUAUCAUCAAUUACACAUCUGAACUUUUCUAUGAAGGCAAAUUGAUGGCAAGUGGAAAGCAGCCAGCACACAAAGAUUUCUACCCUUUGACUUUCUUCACAGCACGUGGGGAAGAUGUGCAAGAAAAAAAUAGUACAGCUUUUUACAAUAAUGCAGAGGUAUUUGAAGUAGUAGAGCGCGUUGAAGAAUUAAGAAGAAAAUGGCCUGUUGCCUGGGGCAAAUUGGAUGACGGCAGUAUAGGUGUCGUAACUCCUUACGCUGAUCAAGUGUUCAGAAUUCGGGCUGAACUCCGCAAAAAAAGACUGUCUGAUGUCAGCGUAGAGAGAGUGCUGAAUGUUCAGGGAAAACAGUUUAGAGUUUUGUUUCUCAGCACAGUACGAACACGGCAUACGUGCAAACAUAAGCAAACACCAAUUAAAAGGAAGGAGCAGUUACUGGAGGAUUCAACAGAAGACUUGGAUUAUGGUUUUCUGUCUAAUUACAAACUUCUCAACACUGCCAUUACCAGAGCACAAUCCUUGGUAGCUGUGGUGGGAGAUCCUAUUGCUCUAUGUUCCAUUGGAAGAUGCAGGAAAUUUUGGGAAAGGUUUAUUGCCCUCUGUCAUGAGAAUGAAAGUCUCCAUGGUAUCACGUUUGAACAGAUCAAAGCUCAGCUGGAAGCUUUGGAGUUAAAGAAAACUUACGUAUUGAACCCACUGGCUCCUGAGUUUAUCCCUCGAGCUCUUCGGCAUCAGCAUUCAGUGAAUACCACCAAACAGCAGCAGUCGCCACCAAAGGGCAAGGUCCAUCAUCAUAACCAGAAUGACCAUUUCCCACCCGAUGGAAUUGUUCAGCCCAACCCUUCUGUUCUAAUUGGAAAUCCUAUCCGAGCAUAUACUCCUCCUCCUCCUCCUCCUCUGGGACCUCACCCCAAUCUGGGGAAAUCUCCAAGUCCUGUUCAAAGGAUAGAUCCACACACUGGGACAAGUAUUCUAUACGUACCUGCCGUCUAUGGAGGAAACAUGGUCAUGUCUGUGCCUUUGCCUGUACCAUGGACAGGGUAUCAGGGUAGGUUUGCAGUUGACCCUCGAAUCAUUACUCACCAAGCAGCUAUGGCAUAUAAUAUGAACCUGUUACAGGCACAUGGGCGUGGGUCUCCUAUCCCUUACGGCCUGGGACAUCAUUCCCCGGUUAGCAUAGGACAACAGCAGCAGCUUCAGCAUCAAGACAAGGAGCAACAUGAACAAAGUCGAAACGGUUAG
Molecule: messenger RNA, 3872 nt
Organism: Apaloderma vittatum (bar-tailed trogon)
Lineage: Eukaryota; Metazoa; Chordata; Aves; Trogoniformes; Trogonidae
Gene: HELZ
Product: helicase with zinc finger
Exons: 24
Coding region: 21-3872 (1283 amino acids)
Biological process (GO): regulatory ncRNA-mediated post-transcriptional gene silencing
Cellular component (GO): cytosol; P granule
Molecular function (GO): protein binding; helicase activity; metal ion binding
Source: RefSeq, a predicted model, not a curated record